GCUACAUUGAUGAUAUUAACUUUUUUUGUCGUGCAAUUUUUCGGUGCACUUUGUCACAACCUAAGCUCUUCGUGUGUAUUUAAUUCAAAUCAGUCAAUUGGCAAAUCAGCCAGCCGUUCGAAAGCUCACACUUCAGAGCGAAUGUUUUACAACGCAGUGAGGUGAUGAUGAGUGAUGGUCGAAGCAAAAAUCGGAAUUGCUUUCAAACAACAAAUUAAACGCGUUUGUUUGUUACAUGUUAAUGAACCUUCUCAGUGUGUUUGUUUUGGUCAAGUCAAAUAGCACAAUAGAAAUGGCUGACAGCUUUGACCUGAUGCAAAGUUGACAUUCUGUAAUACAUUUUCUUGCGGCCAGCAACCAAUUUAGCGUAUAAUAUUUUCUUCUACGGAGACCUAUUGGGAUAUAAUUUGAACAGAGGCCUGAAUUGAUAUGGAUCCAGCACGCGCUGAAUUAGAUGUCCCUGCUGGAGGUAAUAUAAAAGUUGUCGAGGAUGACAGAAACUGGAACAAACGACUCCGUCUCAGGAAAGCUGCCGUUCAGCCCCCAGCCAUGCAAAGUAAAGAUAAGCAUGAGCCAAAGAAGAUAACAGAGGACAUGGAGAAAAGCACAGAGCAGACGUAUUUGAAGAAGACGCCCCUUAAAGUUCAAGAGGGUCAACAUGUGACAAAGGUUUCUGGAAAUAUACUUGGGUUUAGAUGCUCUGAAUGCAAGGACAGCACAGUAUUCAGCCCUAAUGACUUACUGGGGCACUUUCAGGAGACUCACCCAGGAAGCCAACCAAUUUUUCCUUGUGACAUGUGCAGUUUUAUUACACAUGAAUUCUCCCACCUUAAAGUCCACCAAUUAGGCCACAGAGACACUUUUGUCAGCUGCAACAUAUGCAAUGACAAUGUCCAGCACACCCUCUUGCAGCUCACCACACAUUUAAGCAUGCACCACAGCUUGAACGGCCACUACUGUUGUGAGAAGUGCAAGUUCUCCACAAGAGAUGUAGGAGCAUUUUUGGAGCACCUGUAUCUACAUAACAUUGCGCCGCAAGCAGGUUCUGCUGACCAGGAUUUGAUGAGACAUCUCAUGGCCAAAACAGCACAAUUCCGCUUCAGUUGCCAGUUCUGUGACUAUAAAUCUCAUCGAAAAUAUAUCAUCACAAGGCACAUGGCCACCAUUCAUGGUGAAGAGAAGAGCCAGAAAAACAAGCCGAAAAUUAAAGAUGUUGGUCCUAAAACAGUAGAUAACUCAUCUCCAAGACUGAAGCACACAGUGACGAGUACAGUGAGGGAAAAUAACUGGAUGUCACAAGGCUGUCUUUCUCUGCCGGGGGAAGGAUUCCUGGAUAAAUAUUGCAGAUUGUCAAAUCCAGAGAGGGCUUUGGAGGAGACGAAGCAAUUUUUAGAGAAGUCUGUGGCUGCUGAAACAGGUGGGCAGACAUGGAACGAAGCUCUUAAGACUGUACUUUCAAAUGUGCCCCAAGCCAUCACUUCCUUUUCAAACUCAGAAAACUGCAUGAUAUCCAAUCCUGGAUUCACAAACACAGACAAAGACCUCACUGUCCUCAUGCUCAAAAACAAGAUUUCAGUUCCUCCGGAUGUCACUACUGAAGCCAUUGGUUUCAAAAUGGUGGAAGGCAAAAAACAUUUGGUUCUCAAGGUUACACCAGCAGCAAAGCAAGAGACCUCUGACACAACAAAGACGUCAUUGUGUGUCACUGAGCAGGAAUCGGAGAAGAUUGCUUGUCAAACUAGUGCUGGGGACUCCAAUGCAAACGGAUACCAAUCAAAUUCAACUAUCCCCCCAAAGACCAGGCCACCCAGUUGUCCAGAAUCAUUCUCGAUACAAAAUGAUAUUGACACUAUUUCAACCCUAAAGUUAGUGAAAUAUGAUCAAACUCAAGAAAAUAGAGAGAACCAGGAAACAAGGGUUGGCCAGGAACACCUGAGACAUGACGCAGAACCCAAAGAUGUGAAUCACUGUGAAGAUACGGCAGAGGACAUGAAAGUGCCGAAGUUGACAGUGGAGAAAAGUGAGAAAAAGCUAAAAUCCUUUCCUGAAGCUCUGUGCUCUUCCAAGACUAUGUGGGAUAAAAAAAGGUGGAGAACGAAAGUGGUCAGCCCUAAAACUGUAGAGAAAAAAUCAUCACCAGCAUUAAAGCUCCUCCUGAAGAAGAACCCAGUUAAGGAAAUGCAGUGGAUGUCACAAGGUCCUCUUCCCCUGUUAGGAGGAGGUUUGCUGAGCAAUUCCCACAGACUUGAGCACCCACAGAAAACUUUGGAGGAGACGCAGAAAUUUCUUAAAAGAGCACUGUCAACGGAAAAUGGCAAAAAGAAACAUACCAAGUCCAAAGUGGUCACACAGUCGUCAAAGUCAGAGGGAGACUUUAUUCCAAACCUUGGACAUUUCAGCCCCAGAGUUAACAACCUUGGUGCCCUCAUGGUAAAAAAUAAGAUUUUAGUUCCUCCCAAUUGCACUACAGAGGCCAUGGGUUUCAAAAUGGUGGACGGCAAAAAGCAUUUGGUUCUUAAGGUUACACAAUCAGACAAAACAGAGACAUCCUUGCAUUCUGUUGAGACAAAGGAAGACAACACUCUAUCUGAAAGUUGCACUAUGAGCCAGAACAGUUUAGUUGUUUUCGAGAAAAGUCAGCCAAGUUCUAAAAUCCCUCCAAGCACCAUAACAAAGAGUAACCUAGAAUAUCAUUUUGAAAAUGUGGAGCUUCCAAACACUAAUGUCAGUUCUGAAAACAGAGAAGGAAUGAACAAUGGCAUGGAUUCUCAUGUCCUAGGUGGCCAACAUUGUCCAAGGGUAGGCCUACCUCAUGUAUCUAAUGGAGCCAAAUCAGAUGGAAAUUAUUUGGACCAGAUAACGGAAGAUAAGCCUGACCUGGAAGGGGUUGGAACUACAGAAACUCAGGUCCUCAUGGUGUCUUCCUCCCCUAUACUCAAUUACCUUACUUCCCCACAAGGUAUAACAAACUGGUCAGAGAUUCCAGUCCACACUCCAGAUGUUUAUUCUCAGGACUUCCCUCCCAAUACCACACUAAGAGAUGGAGGAAAACAGGAGGUAUUUGACAGGAUUUGCCUCUCACCACAGCAAAACAAACAGACAGUCAGAGGAAAGAGGCAGAGCGAACUGUCCACAGAGGACUCCCUUGAGCCCCUCUCAAAAGCCAAUAAACCCUCCAGCAAAGUUGUGGAAGAAAAAGAGGCUUCACCAGCAGCGGCGCAUCACUGGGAGCCAGGCCCUAGAGAUGUGGAGAGGACCCUGAAGCUAUUGCCAUUAAGUCCCACUCAACUCAUUACACGUCCAAGGGGAGACCAGCCUGUUGUAGUGCUAAAUCACCCAGACACAGACAUUCCCGAGGUUACAAAUAUCAUGGAAACAGUCCACAGGUACAAAGGGGAGGUCCAAAAAGUUUUGUUGUCUCGAAAAACAUUGAAGGCCUUUGCAGGCAUGGGUUGUAAUAUGUUUAGGGCAAAUGCCCCAACGAAUGCCUCUGUCUUUCAUCAACGUAUGUGGCCUGAGAGCAGAGUGAAAGAGAGAUUCAUCUUGAAAUUGAAGCUGAAAAAGAUGAGCAGAAAGAAGUACAAAGUGGUGAAUGCAAUCUCUCACAGCACUGAGCCUCCAUUACGAUUUAGCUGCUGGUUUUGUGGCCGAGUCUUCAGUGAUCAGGAGGUCUGGAUUGGACAUGGCCAGCGCCAUCUGAUGGAAUCUACUAAAGAGUGGGAUAAGCUGAAAUGUGAAAAGUCAUAAUGCAAUCUACACUGGAUUCAAAGUUGAGAAAGGUGCUCCUACACAAAAGCAAUGGACAGAAAAUAUGAAAUUAAUUUCACUGUCUUAUUAGAGAAUAAUGUUGAUAAUGAUGACAAAAUAAUAGUGUACAAAAUCUAUGUAACAACAUGAGUUCUUUGAAAAUACAGGGCUCUAACACUCAGGUAAAAUUUGCAUUAUUUUUUAUGUUAAUUUUUUUCAUUUGCUCAUAUCUAAGUAUUUAAUUUGAAACCUACUUAUGUUUCAGUGCUACCAUCGUUUUAGAUAGGAUGCAAUCUAUUUGUUGUUUCAGUUAUGUCUAACCAACAUGCAAUGCUAUACAAGUUGAUGUAAGUACAUUGUCAUAGGGACUCUUUCACAGAACACUGUAAUAAGGACACGAAUGAGCCAUAUUCCUAAAGCUCUAAACAUGAACAUAUAACAUUAUACAGGUAUGUAUAGUGUGUGUCAUAUGAUUAUAGUUUUUGGAGGGGAUGGCAGGUUUCCUAUGUUACUAGGCUUUAUCAACAUUUAUUGAAAAGCUAUAUUAUUUGACAUUUUAUUUCAGAUUUUCAGAUGUACAUUGUGUUUUAUCCCCCCCCCCACACACACACACACACACAAUCCCUGUUAAGGCCCAUAGAAAAUAGGGAAUGUUUUUGUUUGAAUGCAUACAGUACAGUAUGUACCAAAAAUAUUAAUGGUUUUGAAUAUAGUAGUAUCCAUAUGUGGGGCACAUUUUGUUAAGUUAGUCCUGCACUAGUAGCAGGAGUAGUCCAAAGUAUUCACCUUUUUAUAAUUUAACGAAAUCCAUAGUAUGUUAUAGGAUGACUGAUGGCAUGUCUGCAUAUAGCCUAACAAUGCUGGUUUUACAUGCAAAAUAUUGUUUUUCUGAAAGAAAUUCCUAUUGUGACUUGAAAUUCUUAUGUUUUUUAAUAGGAUUAUGAACAGACAGUGACUAUUUCUUCCCAUUAUCUCACUUUAUGAAGCUUAUGACAAUAUUGAUAUGCAUGUUACUGUAUGUUUCCUUAUGUUCUGAAAGUGUCCAUGGAAAGGAAUACUUUUAGUUAGUCAGCACAGGACCAUUGGUCAAAUGGACCCAAAUCAUAAAUACACAUAGCACAUCUUUCUGACCAUACCCUUUCUGCUUGCACACGUCAGCAUUAGUCAUCCACCAUGUAUUUCUGCAUUUAAACAGAUACUUGUCAAAGUGUCUCUCCACAUCACAAUCACAGUGCAUCAUUGUAAUGGUGCGUAUGUUCAGCAGCCCCUCUAGGCAUAUCUUUCUCUCUCUCUCUCUCUCUCUGGCAUGGAUGAAUUUAUAGGACUACCUGGUUUGGAAUAGUAGUCAGGGAAAGAGGUACAAUUUUGACUUAAGAAAUAUUUGUUUUUCUCCAAGUGCCUGACCUUUACACAAUGAAUAUGUAUUUAUCUUGAUACACACCUGGUAGCAUUAUGUGUUGUACAGAUCAAUAAAUACAAAUAGUUUGACAA
Messenger RNA from Oncorhynchus masou masou (cherry salmon), 5238 nucleotides. Its product is annotated as zinc finger protein 518A-like. The record is from RefSeq and is a predicted model, not a curated record. The transcript has 3 exons. Bases 430 to 3747 code for a protein of 1105 amino acids. NCBI's taxonomy places the organism in Eukaryota, Metazoa, Chordata, Actinopteri, Salmoniformes, Salmonidae.